This is a messenger RNA of Monomorium pharaonis (pharaoh ant), 2013 nucleotides long. RefSeq lists its product as uncharacterized. Lineage: Eukaryota; Metazoa; Arthropoda; Insecta; Hymenoptera; Formicidae. The transcript has a single exon. The record is from RefSeq and is a predicted model, not a curated record. The coding region runs from base 291 to 1601 and encodes 436 amino acids.
UUGGGACGUGUCAAAGAUCGCUCCGCAAAUGCAGUUAAUUUAAAGUGAUUAAGAAGUGAAAGAAAAUUAUAAAAAGGUGUCGUGGCUGUAAGAAUACGCGUAAGGACCAAACAGGACCAAAGUUUUCUAGCGAGAGUGCGUGGAUCUAUGCGGAAAAUCAGUAUAUUUUCCAUGCGGGUCAUACAUGUCGCGACAGGUAGACAUUUAUAGUGACGUGUAUAUUAAUUAAAGUUACGUACGUGAGUGGGCGCCCGUAUCGAUAGGAUCGGCAUCAGCCGAUACCUACUAAUAUGGUCGAUGAAUAUGCGGAAUAUAGAUGUGCCGCAUGUAAGAAGGAAAUAAAAAGUCAGGUCGUGACAUGUAAGUCAUGUGUCAAACUUUUCUUCCAUCCUGGAUGUGCAAGUAAACAUAAGGUGUAUGACAGAAAUCGAGAAUAUGUGUCUUGUCCUGGCCCAUAUGAGAAGUUCACAGUAGACAGUGAAAAAGAUAUAGAUAUGAAAAAAACACCAAUACAGACGGGAAGCGGAAGAGAAAGACUAAGUUCUACGGGAUCGACGGGAAGUGGCGGAAGCAGAGCGAUAGGAGUCAACGUGGGCAUGGAUACGAAAAUUGAUUGGCUAGUAAGAACUAUGAGAGAGAUGAAAGAUGAAAUGGCAUGCAAACGAGAAAUAAAAAUGCUGAUUAAAGAAACAGUGCAAGAGGAAAUAAAAGCUAUUAAACAAGAAAUGGAAGACCUACGAAAAAUAAUACGAGGAGGAAUGCAGGCGUCAGCGGAAAAUGUGCGCGGCAGUUACAGUGAGGCAAUAAAGAAAAAGAAGGAAAACAUCAUAAUCAUCAAACCGAAGACUCAGCAAGAAAGUGAGACCACUAAAAAAAUAAUAAAAGAAAAAGUUGAUAUUAAGAAUAUGCCAAUGGGGAUCACAAAGGUACGAAAAGGAAGAGAAGGAACAGUAAUUCUAGGAUGUGAGACCGGAGAAGAAAUAGAUAAAUUAAAAGAUGUAGUGCAGUCUAAACUAGGUGACAAUUAUAAUGUUACAGAAUCAGUACAAAAGAAGCCGAAAAUAAAAAUUGUUAAUAUUAGCGAGGAAGAAAUAGAGUUGGAUGACGAUGAGCUAAUAGAUACAAUAAAGAAACAGAAUAGUAUUGGUGAAUCUCGUAUAAGCAUAGUUAAGAAAAUCCCGAAAAGAAAAAAUAUGGAUGAUAGUCAAUCUAGAAGGAAAGGAAAAGAAGGUAGAUCUUUAAUAAUUGAAGUAGAUGAAGUAACACAUGAAUUGAUGUUAAAAAAAGAAAAGUUGAAUAUAGGCUGGAGAAAAUGUCCUGUGUUCAAUCACUUUAGCAUAAAGAGAUGUUUCAAGUGCUGGGGAUUCUACCACAUUGCAAAAAACUGUACGAGAGAUGAAACGUGUCAUAAAUGUACAGGAAAGCAUAAAGCAAGUGAAUGUAGAGAGAAGCAGAACAAAUGUGUAAAUUGUAUGUUUAAAAUAAAAACAUAUAAUUUAAAAAUAAAAGACGAUCAUGAUGCUCUGGAUCCGGAAUGCCCGACAUACAAGAGGGCUAUCGAAGAGGAAAAGAGGAGAGGUGGAUGGGAAGCCAAAAAAUAGCAAUUACAGAAAGAAGAGGAUCAGAUAAUAUAUACAAACGCGCAAAGUUUAAUGGCACAUAAGGACGAGAUACAGCAUCAGAUUAUGAAGAAAUUAAAUCCGGCAAUUAUUGCAUUGUCGGAGUCAAGACUGAUUGCGGAAAUUGAAGACAGUGAAAUAAGUGUACCGGGAUACAGUGUGGUUAGAUGCGACGCGGAAAAUAGAAAUACAGGGGGGGUUGCUCUGUAUGUAAGAGACGAUAUCAAGUAUGAGAUAGUAGUAUUGAAAAAAUUAGAAAGGAUUGUGUGGUGCGUUGCAAUAGAAGUAAAAGAGAAAUUGUUUAAAGGAGUGUUAAUGGUAGUAUAUCAUUCACCGAGUGCGUCACAUGGAGAGUUUAUAGGAUUCUUAGAGGAGAUAGUAGAAGAAUUAACGA